Messenger RNA from Trifolium pratense (red clover), 2657 nucleotides. RefSeq names its product ARM REPEAT PROTEIN INTERACTING WITH ABF2-like. The record is from RefSeq and is a predicted model, not a curated record. Gene Ontology annotation, molecular function: protein binding. The transcript is spliced from 19 exons. Bases 47 to 2230 code for a protein of 727 amino acids. NCBI's taxonomy places the organism in Eukaryota, Viridiplantae, Streptophyta, Magnoliopsida, Fabales, Fabaceae.
CCAAAUUAAAAAACUGGGAAAAUUUUUGGGGCUAAAAGCGGGAAAUAUGGCGCCAACUCUGUAUAAAAAUGAAGUGAAGCAUUCGAAAUUGAACUUCCGCAACCAUUUUCAUUUUCUAAUUUCUAAUCUAAUGGAUCUUCGCACGCGUAACAUGAAGCGAAAACUCGAUUUCACUGAACAAGAUGAAUUACCAAACAAUCCCCAACGUCGUCGUUUAGAUCUUCCCGCCGAUAUUUCCAAACGGAUUCAUUUCCUCAAAUCUGCUUUUUCAUCAUCCGAUUCAGAUCGUUGCUCUGCCAGAAGUGCUCUCUUCGUUCUCACCGAGUUCGCUAAAGACGAGGAUAUUGUGGAUGUUAUAGUGGAUUGUGGUGCUGUUCCUGCUUUGGUGAAGGUUCUGGAGACGGCGAACGCGAAGGUGAGUGAUGAUGGUGAUUGUCAUGCUGAUUGUCAUGCCGAUCGUCAUCGGUAUGAAAUGGAGAAAGAUUGCGCGUUCGUCCUUGGUCUACUCGCUGUCAAGCAAGAGUAUCAACAACUCAUUGUUGAUGCUGGAGCCUUGCCCCAUCUUGUAGAAUUGUUAAAGAGACCCAAAAGCCCUAUCAUUUCUCAAGCUCUUUUUUCGGGUAUUCUUAGAAAAGCAGCUGACACAAUAACCAACCUUGCCCAUGAAAAUACCAGCAUCAAGACCCUUGUCAGGUUGGAAGGUGGUAUCCCUCCUCUUGUUGAAUUGCUUGAAUUCAAUGAUACCAAGGUACAGAGAGCAGCUGCAGGGGCAUUGCGAACUCUUGCAUUUCAAAAUGCUGAAAAUAAAAACCAGAUUAUUCAAUGGAAUGCGUUGCCCACUCUUGUACUGAUGCUUGGAUCAGAGGAUCCUACAAUACAUUAUGAGGCGGUUGGUGUGAUCGGAAAUUUGGUCCACUCUUCGCCGGAAAUUAAGAAAGAGGUUCUUCUAGCCGGGGCUUUACAGCCAGUUAUUUGCUUACUAAGUUCCUGCUGUUUGGAGAGCCAACGAGAAGCAGCUCUUUUAAUCGGUCAAUUUGCUACAACGGAUUCAGAUUGCAAGAUUCACAUUGCCCAAAGAGGGGCGAUAAAACCCUUAAUUGACAUGCUUGAGUCUUCAGAUUUACAGCUUAGGGAAAUGUCAACUUUUGCACUUGGGAGGUUGGCCCAGGACUCACACAAUCAAGCUGGUAUCGCUUACAAUGGAGGUAUAGAGCCUCUGCUCAAGCUUCUUGGCACAAAGAAUACUUCUGUCCAACACAAUGCAUCUUUUGCUCUUUAUGCUCUUGCGGAUAAUGAGGACAAUGUUGCCGUUAUUAUUAAGGCCGGCGGUUUUCAAAAACUGCAUGAGGGACAUUUCAAUGCUCAACCCACUCAAGAGUGUGUAACAAAGACAUUAAAAAGAUUGGAAGAGAAGAUGCAAGGGCGAGUACUGAAACACAUGCUAUAUCUUAUGCGCACUGGGGACAAGGGUGUUAAAAUACGAGUAGUUCUUGCUCUUGCACAUUUAUGUUCCCCUGAUGAUCGUAAAACUAUUUUCAUUGACAAUAAUGGAUUAGAAUUGCUGUUGGAGCUUCUUCAAUCUACAAACCAAAAGCAGAAGGGUGAAGCUUCAGCAGCCCUUCACGCAAUGGCUGCCAAAGGAAUGCGUGCCUCUAUUCUUGAUCCUGCUCCUACAUCACCAACUCCCCAGGUUUACAUGAGCGAGGAAUAUGUAAACAAUCCUAUACUUUCUGACGUCACAUUCAUAGUUGAAGGAAAAAGGUUUUAUGCUCAUAGGUCUUGUUUACUUUCUUCUGAUAUAUUUCAUGCAAUGUUCGAUGGAGGUUAUAGGGAAAAGGAAGCCAAAGAUAUAGAGAUUCCAAAUAUUAAAUGGAAUGUCUUUGAGUUGAUGAUGAGAUUUAUAUACACUGGAACAGUGGAUGUUGAUUUGGAUGUUGCUGUGGACCUCCUUAAAGCUGCAGAUCAAUAUCUUCUUGACGGUCUUAAGCGUAUUUGUGAAUAUACCAUUUCUAAGGGUAUUUCUGUGGAAAAUGUUUCACUAAUGUACGCGAUGUCAGAGACUUUCAAUGCUACAUCGUUAAGACAUUCAUGCAUACUCUUUGUUCUGAAUCAAUUUGAUAGCUUGUGUUCCAAACCAUGGUAUUCUCACUUUAUUCAUUGCAUUGUGCCAGACAUUCACAAAUUCUUCUCAACUUUACUUACCACUAAAUUUGGUCUUGUGGAUCCUUAGAUUUAUAAUCUUUACACUAGGAAGGAUGAAAAUGUACAAAGCUGUAGAUGUCGAAUUAAUUAGAAACAUAUUUGCAUGUCAUUUUUUGGUAAAACCUCAGAAUGUUUGGUUCUGCAUUGUCAUGUGCUGAAUGCACUGUGAACAAACUCUUCAAAGUGUAGCUUCUGUCCAAUUACACAGGGGCACUGUGAUUUUGUAGUUUUUUCAAACUUACAUUUGAUUGGUAGGGAAAGUCAUUAUAUUGUAGAAGAGUUACAAGAAUCCAAUACUGAACUUUAUGUUAUUUUGACAUUAAUCUUAGGAAUGCUGGUUUUGGUCAUAAAUUGUCGGUGGUUAUAAUCGAUGAUGAAAGUGCACUUUGUUUGCAGUAUUCUCUAUUCUCAUUGCUUAACAAUAGAGCUGUUGCUUCUGGGUUUUUUAUUUGCUA